AUGCCGAUAACUGAGUUCGCCUUCAAGGAGAAGUACAGGUACCAGAACGGGUUCAGCUCGUACCAUGAGACAGAAGCCAUAGAGGGCGCGCUUCCGAUUGGCGCCAACUCGCCCCAAAAACCGCCAUACGGCCUCUACGCGGAGAAGCUCUCGGGAACCGCCUUCACAGCGCCGCGACACGAGAACCAGCAAACAUGGCUCUAUCGUAUCCUGCCUUCGUGUGGUCACAGCAACUUCGAGCCUCGCGAGGCUAAGACGUUCAACACGAACCCUGAAAACAAGCCGUGGGAGAAGAUCCACUACAUCCCAAACCAGCUGCGAUGGGACCCUUUUGACCUUGAUGAGACGGUAGACUGGGUCCAUGCCCUCCACCUCGUGGCUGGCGCCGGCAACCCUACAAUGAAGUCGGGUGUCGGAUACUACAUCUACGCAGCGGGAAAGGACAUGGCAGCCAACGAGGCCUUCUACUCGGCCGAUGGCGACUUUCUGAUCGUGGCUCAGCAUGGCGUGCUUGAUAUACAGACGGAGCUGGGUCGCCUCAUGGUGCGCCCAAACGAGAUCUGCGUCAUACCACGAGGUAUCAGAUACCGCGUCACCCUCCCUGACGGCCCUGUGCGGGGUUACAUAUUGGAGCUAUACCAAGGGCACUUUACCCUUCCCGAGCUGGGACCUAUAGGCUCCAAUUGCCUGGCCAACGCGCGAGACUUCCAGGCGCCGGUAGCCGAUUUUGACGAGGACACGGAAACUGAGUGGCAGAUUCUCGCAAAGUUUGCUGGCCAUCUCUAUGCUGCGAAGCAGAAGCACACACCCUUCGACGUAGUAGCAUGGCAUGGCCUCUACUAUCCGUACAAGUAUGAUCUCGGCCGCUUCAACACAAUAGGGAGCAUCUCGUUCGAUCACCCAGACCCGUCUAUAUUCACCGUCCUCACUGCGCCAACCGACCACCCAGGUACAGCAGUAGCUGACUUUGUCAUCUUCCCACCGCGCUGGCUGGUGGCCGAGGGUACAUUCCGGCCUCCGUGGUACCACCGCAACACCAUGUCUGAGUUCAUGGGUCUAAUCGGCGGCCAGUAUGAUGCGAAGACAGGCGGUGGCUUCCAGCCUGCCGGUGCAUCUCUCCAUAAUGUCAUGUCUGGCCACGGCCCAGACGCGGCUACUCACGAAAAAGCGUCUAAUGUGCAUCUACAGCCCAACAAGGUGGGCGAAGGUAGUAUGGCCUUCAUGUUUGAGAGUUGCCUUAUGAUUGGUGUAACCGACUGGGGCCUAAAAACGUGCCAGAAAAUACAGGAAGGCUACAAUGCAGAAAGCUGGGAGCCGCUGAAGCCACACUUCAAGAGGUCUGGUCUCAAGAAAAUCGAUAACGGCGUUGCACCACUGGUGGCGGGCACUGAGGGAGAUAAAGGCCAGGUGCCUCACUAUACUUGAGCUUGCAUCAGGCUAGCAGACCGUACAUUGAGCGAAGAGCGUCAGGAUAGUUUCCGCAUUAGACUAACGUCGGCGACAUUCGGGGCUUACGACGAAGCUCACCGCAUGUAUAGUGAUGAACGGUGCGUUGCAAGUGCUCAACAGGGAGUGUUGUUGUAGCCCCGCACCACGAGCUGUAGAGUUUCACGUCAACGUCAAAUGCCAUGUGAGCAUUGAGUCC
Molecule: messenger RNA, 1645 nt
Organism: Pyrenophora tritici-repentis Pt-1C-BFP
Lineage: Eukaryota; Fungi; Ascomycota; Dothideomycetes; Pleosporales; Pleosporaceae
Product: HmgA, Homogentisate 1,2-dioxygenase
Biological process (GO): L-phenylalanine catabolic process
Cellular component (GO): cytoplasm
Molecular function (GO): homogentisate 1,2-dioxygenase activity
Source: RefSeq, a predicted model, not a curated record